CAAUUAUUUUUCAAAUCACACAACGUACAGACCACUAGAUCUUAUUUGACAAAAAUGAGACCUCAUUUGUUCACUCUGCCUUUGCUCUCGGGUCUGGUCAGCAUAUCAGCAGCCAACACCGAAAGCGGCUAUCUAGCAACUGUGACCCUCGCCCCAACAGCCUCAGGAGUCGAAGCUUUUGACCUUGGGGAAAAGCGCGCAGAAUGUUUUCAAGCUUGUUACAAGACUUAUGGAAACUACAAUUCUUGUACUAGAGAAGGUGUUGCUCAGUGCUGGUGUAAUGAGUCUGAUGAUUGGGUUGAGAGAGAGGAGGAUUGUGUUUGGGAUAUCUGUGGCCCAUCUGCUUAUAACCUCUAUGCGACUGUUUUGAGGAGGGUUUGUGAGACUGUUACGGCAUCUGCUCGUCAGACCAUUGAAACUGGAUCAACGUCAUCUGCUGAGAGGAUUACUUCAACUUUCGCAGAGACCACGAGCAAAAGCGCAGCCGAGACUACAAGCAAAGCUGAAGCUAGUCAAGCUCAAGCCACAGAGACUUCAACUUCUGGUAGUGAUUCCACAACAGCUAGCAGUGAGACAGCAGCAGCAACUACGAGUGCUGAGCCCAAUAGUGCCUGUAAAAGGGGUUCGCCUCUGGGUGUUCCACUGGUCCUGACGAUUGGCGCAGUCUAUCUUGCUGGAAUGGCCUUUUAAUAUUGCAGUCAUGUGUCAGAGCUGUAAAUAUAUUAGAUAAUCGCAUACAACAUAUGUACUUGAAAUUCAUUAAUUAUUUCUCGGGAGUCCUUAGGGAGUAAUCAAACUUCUGACGUUGAAC
This is a messenger RNA of Fusarium odoratissimum NRRL 54006, 811 nucleotides long. RefSeq lists its product as uncharacterized. The transcript is spliced from 3 exons. The record is from RefSeq and is a predicted model, not a curated record. NCBI's taxonomy places the organism in Eukaryota, Fungi, Ascomycota, Sordariomycetes, Hypocreales, Nectriaceae. Bases 55 to 690 code for a protein of 211 amino acids.